GCGGGGGGCCGCGGGUCGGUCCUGCCUCUGGGGUCGGGGCCGGGAGCCCGGCACCCCCAGAGGUGAGCGCGUUGGUGCCGCACCGGCGCCCCCGACCUGGAAGCCUGUGGCGUAGACGCGUUGCCUGCGGCCAGGUGGUGAUGGGAGGAUGGCGAACGACUACUAGCCGCCGGCUGCGAUCCUGCAGCUUGAAGGGAGCAACGACGUCUGAAUGCCAUUCCCGGGGGCUGGCGGGCUGACCAGGCCCACGCCUCCCCCGGGGCUCAGCCUCAGACUCCCAGGCCCAGGUGCCCAUGACGCCUAUGCUGACCGCCGCCUGGACGCUGCCACCGCCGCAAGCUAGCGCCGAUGCCGGUCAUGCCCAUCCCCCGGCGGGUGCGCUCCUUCCACGGCCCGCACACCACCUGCCUGCACGCAGCCUGUGGACCGGCGCGCACCUCCCGCCUGGCCCGCACCAAGUACAACAAUUUCGACGUGUACAUUCGGGCGCGCUGGCUCUACGGCUUCAUCCGCUUCCUGCUGUACUUCAGCUGCAGCCUCUUCACGGCCGCGCUGUGGGGCGCGCUGGCCGCCCUCUUCUGCCUGCAGUACCUGGGCGUGCGCGUCCUGCUGCGCUUCCAGCUCAAGCUGUCGGUGCUGCUGCUGCUGCUCGGCCGCCGGCGCGUGGACUUCCGCCUCCUGAACGAGCUGCUCAUCCAUGGCAUCCACGUGACCAUGCUGCUGGUCGGGGGGCUGGGCUGGUGCUUCAUGGUCUUCGUGGACAUGUGAGGGCCCGGGCCUGGCUCUGGGGUGGAUCAUUGUGACCCGGUGUCGAUGUCCCUGCUGCGUGGUCUUCCUGGCCAAGUCUGGGCCCCUGCCUGAUGCCUCCCUUCC
Molecule: messenger RNA, 873 nt
Organism: Vicugna pacos (alpaca)
Lineage: Eukaryota; Metazoa; Chordata; Mammalia; Artiodactyla; Camelidae
Source: RefSeq, a predicted model, not a curated record